CAAUUAUUCUAACCCCCAUCUCCAGCUCGGGCAACACAGUCAACCAAUGAUUCGAUCACAACCACCGCCACCACCAUCUCCGCCACUGCGGCCCCAGAAUACCCUUUUGUUUCUUCUCUAAACCCACCUUUUUCUCUCCUCGCUCUUCCUUUCUCUCUCUAGGAUGGGUAGCUCUGAAGAACCCGACAGGACCAGUCUCCUCCAUGACUCUUCAUCUCCGACUCACCCUCUCCUCUCCAAAUCCUACCCUUCACCCUCAAUUUCAGAACCCCAGCCUGAAUCCUCCGAACCUGACCAGACCCAGUUCCUCCAGAUCUCCUACAAUUACGGGCCUAGACCCUUCAAGGACCUCCCCUUUCUCAUCCUCUUUCUGCUCGUCGUUCUCUGCACUUUCGGCUUUGGCAUCUUCGCAGUUGUGAAUCGGAACCCCAAUUCUUCCAGCGUUUCUUCUUAUUCUUAUGACUCCAGUUCCACUUCUUGUGUCAAGAACUCCACUGCCUCGCUGAAGCAACAACCCAUUUCGGAUUACUUGAAACUUUCGUCGAGUUCGCAUUUCUGGAAGGAUUUGAUAUGGACCCUUGUAGUUACUUUGAUUUUGAGCAUACCCUUUUCUUGGCUGCUUCUUUUGUCGCUCAAGAAUUACACCAAACAAGUGGUCUACGCCUCUCUUCCCUUCUUUGUUGUGAUGCCCAUUUUCUUUGAUGUGUAUUGGUUUGUGGCUUGUACUGUUAGCUCGAGUUGCAGCGAGGCGUUUCCUUUGGUGUAUAGGAUUUUGUUGCUUGUGUUUGUGUUUUUGUUUAUUGGGGUGAUCGUGUGGAUAAUUGUGGCCAACUGGCAUAGAAUUGAAUUGACUGUGGAUAUAAUUGGGAUUGCCUCCCAUUCGCUCUCGAGGAAUUUGGGGCUGUUUUUGGUUCUUCCAUGUUUGACUUUCAGUUUGGUGGUUUACUAUGCUCCGAUAGUUGUGUUUUUGGUGUUUGCGAGGUUGAAUGGGAAGAUUGUGCCGCGGGAAUCCAGUGGAGAGUAUUAUUGUGUUUGGAAGCAGGAUAGUUGGGUGCCUGCAUAUUAUACAUUGGCAAUUCUAACAAUGUUGUGGUCUGCAACAGCUAUGGUGGAGCUGCAGGUUUAUGUGAUUAGUGGGACUAUUGCACAGUGGUACUUUGCAAAGGAUCACGAUUCCACCCCAAAGAGGAGUAUACGAAGUUCUUUGAGGAAUGCCUUGGGUCCCUCUUCUGGCACAGUAUGUCUAUCUGGAUUACUUAUUUGUGCUGUUCGUGUGGUGCGUGCUGCUGUUGAUAGUGCAAGACAAGAAGAACUUCAGGGAAUAGUGAACCUUAUGCUCCGAUGCUGCGUUAAUGCCUUGCUGACAGCUAUUGAUUUUCUUAACAAGUUCACCAUCAAUUUUGCAGCAAUAACUGGUGAAGCUUACUGUACAUCUGCAAGGAUGACAUAUGAGCUUCUAAAGCGUAAUCUACUUUCUGCUGUUUUUGUGGAGACCGUCUCCUCUCGAAUAUUAGGUGGCAUUGUUUUUGUGUUCUCAGCAAUAUAUGCAAUUGUGGCUUGUGCUAUCUUAAAGGCUGUAAGCAAUCUUGGAGCUGAUGCAUACUUUGUGGCCGCUCUGGCAUGGGUACUGCUGAUCUUGGUGCUGGGUUUCUUUGUUCAUGUGCUCGACAAUGUGAUUGACACAGUUUAUGUGUGCUAUGCCAUAGAUAGGGACAGGGGGGAGGUUUGUAAACAGGAGGUUCAUGAAGUUUAUGUUAACCUACCCAUCCGAAGGAACCAUAGAUCAUCUCUUGCCAACAGAACAGUAGGUGUAUAGUUGACCUUGAAUUCAACUUGCGUGUUGGGGUUUUGCCUCUCACUUGUUGUCUGUAUGAAGUUAAAACUGCAUCUCGAUGAGUUGUGCAUACCUUCGAAUGUUGCAUUGUACAAUUUCUGGGUUGGUUCAAUAAAGAGGUAGUCCAGACAGCUUAUUGGAUCAAUUCAGUUUGUUCUUCUGUUGUGCAAGACAAAUCACGUGAAGCACAAACAAACCCAUUGGUGCUUGUCACCUAUGGAGGUGAUCAGCUGGGGACUGAUAUUUUGGCCGGGUUGGUGAACCAUGAGAAAUGUGUUUCUGCUACUCUUUUUUUUUUGGCCUGCACGCACUUGGAUCAGGUGUCAUCAGCCAUAAAUUCUGUUUCAGUCUUGCAGGUGUAUCCUUUUCUAUUAAUGAAGGUGUCACUUCUACUUAUUGGGGAAAAUUUCUUGUCUUUUCAGUUUUUAUUGAUGAUACUGAAUACUCAAGAUCCACAGUUAUAUUCAUUUCGGUACAGGUACUUCAUCAAUGCUUAGAUGGUGUUAUUUAAUA
Vitis riparia (riverbank grape) is the source of this 2347-nucleotide messenger RNA. RefSeq names its product CTL-like protein DDB_G0288717. Gene Ontology annotation, biological process: transmembrane transport. Gene Ontology annotation, cellular component: membrane. Gene Ontology annotation, molecular function: transmembrane transporter activity. Bases 164 to 1816 code for a protein of 550 amino acids. The transcript is spliced from 3 exons. Lineage: Eukaryota; Viridiplantae; Streptophyta; Magnoliopsida; Vitales; Vitaceae. The record is from RefSeq and is a predicted model, not a curated record.